Molecule: messenger RNA, 810 nt
Organism: Apodemus sylvaticus (European woodmouse)
Lineage: Eukaryota; Metazoa; Chordata; Mammalia; Rodentia; Muridae
Product: mitochondrial import inner membrane translocase subunit Tim23-like
Biological process (GO): protein import into mitochondrial matrix
Cellular component (GO): mitochondrial inner membrane; TIM23 mitochondrial import inner membrane translocase complex
Molecular function (GO): transmembrane protein transporter activity
Source: RefSeq, a predicted model, not a curated record
UUUUGCUGCGCCCUCAUGGAGGGUGGCAGGGGAAGUGGCAACAAAUCCACUGGCAGGUUAGCUGGCUUCUUCGGAGCGGGAGGAGCGGGUUACUCGAACGCUGUUGGCGUCUCGCUGACUGGUAUGAAUCCCCUAUCUCCUUAUUUAAAUGUGGAUCCUCGAUAUCUUGUUCAGGAUACUGAUGAAUUUAUUUUGCCUACUGGAGCUAAUAAAACCCGAGGCAGAUUUGAACUAGCUUUUUUUACCAUUGGAGGAUGUUGCAUGACAGGGGCUGCAUUCGGGGCAAUGAACGGUCUUCGUCUAGGAUUGAAGGAAACCCAAAGCAUGGCCUGGUCCAAACCAAGAAAUGUACAGAUUUUGAAUAUGGUGACUAGGCAAGGGGCACUUUGGGCUAAUACUCUAGGUUCCCUGGCUUUUCUCUAUAGUGCUUUUGGUGUUAUCAUUGAGAAAACACGGGGUGCAGAAGAUGACCUCAACACAGUAGCAGCUGGAACCAUGACGGGAAUGUUGUAUAAAUGUACAGGUGGUCUUCGAGGGAUAGCACGCGGUGGCCUGGAAGGACUGACACUCACCAGUCUCUAUGCACUGUAUAACAACUGGGAACACAUGAAAGGUUCCCUGCUCCAACAGUCACUCUGAAGAUUUUUGCCACCUCAGGAAUGGGGGACACUUCAUAGUCAUACAGAUCAAUUAAUAAGUCAGUCUGGAGUUGCUUUCUCUCUUGUACCUACAAUUGCUUUGAACAAUUGGAGAGUCUGAUUUGCUGUGACAAAGAUCAUGGAUGAUUAGCCUGGACUGCACCGCUUGCCC